CCGGAAGCGAGAGUCGCGCAUGUGUGGCCUGGCGGGGAAGAUGGCGGAGCGCAGGGAGCUGGAUGCUGAGGCUUGUGACGAGCUCGAUGGCGAGGAGGAGGCUGACGAUGGAAGUGGCUUUACGCUGGAGGAGGUGCUGCGCCUUGGCGGGACCAAACAAGAUUAUAUCAUGCUUGCUACUUUGGAUGAGACAGAAGAACUUGUAGAUGGUGGCAAAAAAGGAGCAAUUGAUGAUCUAAACCAAGGAGAACUGGAGGCAUUUAUAAAUUCACUAGGAGUGAACCAAUAUUCAAAGAAGUUCCUGGCGGCAGAAGAAAAAGAUGAGAAGGGAGCAGCAGUAGACAGGCAGGAAAAGCCCCCACGAAAAGAACAAAUUAACCGAAAAGAAGUAAAUGUUACUACAGUAGGAAAAAAAGAAGAUAAUGUGAAAAGGAGUAAAGAAAACAUACAGUCAAUUAAUGCCAAAAAUAGUAAGGAAAAAUUGGUUCCUGAUAGUAAUGAGAACAGUGGUUUGUUGCUGGGAACAAAAAAAGAAAAAGAAACUUUUCAAUUUCAAGAGCGACAGGUACUAUUGAUAAAACCAGGGGGCAAAUGGCAUGAUCUUGAGUACACAAGUGAAUUUACCACUGAACCCCAAAGUCAAUUCCUGGUAUCCAAGUAUAAGGCUUUGGCUCAAAAAUUGUACCAACAGGAGGCAGACCUCUACAAGAAUAAAACCAAUCUGCAGAAAGGAUCCUCAUCUGCUUGGAUGAAAACUGUUGUCUCAUCAGGUACUCUUGCUGACAGAAUGGCUGCCAUGACUCUUCUUAUCCAAGAUGCUGCUGUCCAUUCACUUCAAUUUAUAGAGACCCUGGUGAGUCUGAUCAAAAAGAAAGGCAGCAGAAGACAGAGCUUAAUGGCCCUGGAUACUUUCAAAGAGCUUCUCAUAACACAUCUUUUACCAGAUAGUCGAAAGCUGUACACUUUCUCUCAACAUCCUUUUGACGCUCUGGAGAAACUUUCAAGUGGCAAUAGGGACUCAAGGGACAGGCGCCUGAUUCUGUGGUAUUUUGAGCAUCAGCUGAAGCACUGGGUGGCUGAAUUUGUGCAAGUGUUAGAAUCAUUGACUCACGAUCCCCUGAUGGCAACUAAGACUCGUGCAAUUGCUGUUGCUCAUGAACUUCUCUGUAAUAAAGUAGAGCAAGAGAAAGCUUUUCUUGUGCAGUUGGUAAAUAAACUUGGAGAUCCUCAAAACAAAAUAGCUACCAAAGCAUCUUAUCUCCUAGAGACUCUGCUUCAUAAACAUCCCAACAUGAAAGGAGUGGUGUGUAAUGAAGUGGAGAGGCUGCUCUACAGAUCAAACAUUAGCCCCAAAGCACAAUAUUACGCCAUUUGCUUUUUGAACCAAAUAGUUCUUAGCCAUGAGGAGAGUGAGCUGGCUAACAAACUCGUAACACUUUAUUUUUGCUUUUUUCAGUCUUGCAUCAAGAAAAAAGAUGUUGAGUCUAAAAUGCUUAGUGCUUUAUUGACAGGGGUGAACAGAGCUUACCCUUAUGCUCAAGCUAGCGAUGAAAAAGUAAAAGAACAGAUGGAUACUUUGUUUAAGGUUUUGCACCUGGUGAACUUCAGUACUAGUAUCCAGGCAUUGAUGCUGCUCUUCCAAGUGAUGGACUCCAGUCAGACUGUGUCUGACCGAUACUAUACAGCCUUAUACAAGAAGCUGCUGGACCCAGGAUUAGCAUUAUGUUCCAGACAGUCAAUGUUUCUCAACCUUGUCUACAAAUCUUUGAAGGCUGAUAUAGUACUCCGUCGGGUGAAGGCUUUUGUGAAACGAUUGCUUCAAGUCACCUGUGGACAAAUGCCGCCAUUCACCUGUGGAGCCUUGUACCUUGUAUCUGAACUUCUGAAAAUAAAACCAGGCUUAAGGGUGCAGCUGCAGGAUCAUGUGGAAUCUGAUGAUGAGGAACAUUUUCAUGACCACGAAGAAACUGAAGAGGAAGAAGAAAGCCUUGUAGAGGCAGAUAAAGAGAUCCAAAGUAAUAGAAUGGGAAAGUCUGUGCAGCCUCAUGACCCAGUUUCAGGAGCAUCAUGGGUGCAUCACCAGAAUCUGGCAGGUGGCAAGAAAACAGGUGAUUAUGACCCAUUACAUCGAAAUCCUUCAUUUUGUGGAGCGGACAGAACUAGUUUUUGGGAACUAAAGCAGCUUUCAGAACACUUUCAUCCAUCAGUGGCCCUUUUUGCAAAAACCAUCCUAGAGGGAAAUUACAUUGAAUAUACAGGUGACCCUCUACAAGACUUCACACUAAUGAGAUUCUUGGACCGUUUUGUUUACAGAAAUCCCAAAAUUCACAAGGGCAAAGAGAACACCAGCAGUGUGGUAAUGCAGCCAAAGAAGAAACAGUCAAUGAGUAAUGUGCGAAAUCUUGCUGUUAAUAGUAAGGAGUUCCUUGCACAGGAUGAAAGUAAAAUCCCAGUAGAUGAAGUAUUUUUCCACAGGUUUUAUAAGAAGUUAGAUGUGGAGAAAAAGAAACUGAAACCAGUGGAAGAUGAUGAAAGUGUUGAAGAUGUAGAUGAUGAUGAAUUCGAAAGAGCAUUAGACUCAAUAGAACAAGAUAAUUAUUUUGAACCAGUUAUCAAGGAUGACCUUAAUUUUGCUGGAAACAUACAAAGGAAGGGGAAAGGAAAAGGAAAAGGUCAAAGUGAUGAAGCAGAGUGGGAAGAUUCUGAUGAAGAUGAUUUUGAUGAUGAGGAGGUCUCUCUGGGUAGUAUGGAUGAAGACUUUGGAGAAGACAUUGAUGAAGAGGGAGGGACAUUCAUGGAUGUGUCUGAUGAUGAUGGUGGUGGUGAUAAUGCUCCAGAUGAAAUCAAAGAGCCUCUGGUCAGUAAGAGAAGCAAACGAAAAAAAGAAAUAGACUUUGCUGGAUCGAUUCAAGGGUCAAAGGAAAACAAAAGAAAACGCAAAGAUGCUGGCAUGCUUGCUGCUGCAGAGGAAUUUGGUUACCUACUGGAUGAAAAUAUUGGAUCCAAAUUUGACAGUAUUGGAAUGAAUGCGAUGGCUAACAAAGAUAAUGCAAAUUUCAAACAGCUCAGGUGGGAGGCAGAGCGUGACAAAUGGAUUCACAAUAGAGAUGAGAAAAGCAUCAUCAAGCGAAAAAAGAAGUUCAGUCACAAGAUGCUGAAAAACAAGAACCGAAGCAAAAAGACAAGAAAAUCAAUAUAAAAGUUUUAAUAUAAAAUAUUUAAAAGCUCUUUAUACUUACCUUAAUUUUUGUUGUUUAACCAUGCCUCGUGAUCUCUCUCCUUUAUCCCGUAAAUCCCAGACCACUCAUUACAUUUGUAAUAAACUGUGAAAAUAAAA
This is a messenger RNA of Varanus komodoensis (Komodo dragon), 3337 nucleotides long. RefSeq names its product CCAAT enhancer binding protein zeta (gene CEBPZ). Lineage: Eukaryota; Metazoa; Chordata; Lepidosauria; Squamata; Varanidae. Gene Ontology annotation, cellular component: nucleus. The record is from RefSeq and is a predicted model, not a curated record. The coding region runs from base 20 to 3199 and encodes 1059 amino acids. The transcript is spliced from 16 exons.